Messenger RNA from Zootoca vivipara (common lizard), 2690 nucleotides. It is a transcript of the gene SNF8, whose product is annotated as SNF8 subunit of ESCRT-II. Gene Ontology annotation, cellular component: ESCRT II complex. Gene Ontology annotation, biological process: protein transport to vacuole involved in ubiquitin-dependent protein catabolic process via the multivesicular body sorting pathway. Lineage: Eukaryota; Metazoa; Chordata; Lepidosauria; Squamata; Lacertidae. The record is from RefSeq and is a predicted model, not a curated record.
CCUUUCCACCAUCUCCCUAAAGAGGCUCGAGCCCGAAAAGCAGCUCUCCGCUCGCUGGCAGCAAUGCACCGCCGGGGAGUCGGGGCCGGCGCCAUCGCCAAGAAGAAGCUGGCCGAGGCCAAAUACAAGGAACGUGGGACAGUUUUGGCUGAAGACCAGUUAGUCCAGAUGUCCAAGCAGCUGGAUACAUUUAAAACUAACCUCGAAGAGUUUGCCAGCAAACACAAGCAAGAGAUCCGUAAAAAUCCGCAGUUCAGAGUCCAGUUCCAGGACAUGUGUGCAACGAUCGGAGUUGAUCCCCUAGCCUCUGGCAAAGGAUUCUGGUCAGAAAUGUUGGGUGUUGGAGAUUUUUACUACGAGCUUGGCGUUCAGAUUAUUGAAGUCUGUCUAGCUCUAAAGCACAGAAAUGGAGGGCUGAUAACACUGGAAGAACUUCACCAGCAAGUGCUCAAGGGGAGAGGAAAAUUUGCGCAAGACGUCAGCCAAGAUGACCUCAUCCGGGCAAUUAAGAAGUUGAAAGUUCUAGGAAACGGCUUUGGGAUCCUUCCUGUUGGUGGGACCUACCUGAUCCAGUCUGUGCCGGCUGAACUAAAUAUGGACCACACUGUUGUGAUACAACUCGCUGAGAAAAAGGGGUACGUGACCAUCAGUGAGAUCAAGUCGAGUUUGAAGUGGGAGGCGGAACGAGCGAAGCAAGUUUUGGAUCACUUGCUGAAAGAGGGUAUGGCAUGGCUCGAUACCCAAGCUCCAGUGGAACCACAGUACUGGCUACCUGCCCUCUUCACAGAGCUUUACUCUCAGGAAAUCACACCAGAAGAAGCGAAGGAAGCUUUACCUUGACAGCCGAAAAGGGGACUGAUUUAUCUGAACAUUUUCAUUUAAAUUGGGUGGCACUUUUUGCAUUAACAUGAUAAAGAUGAGACACAUUGAAUGCCUAUAGAUAUCUCACCACCACCACCACCACCGCCCAAGUCUUUAGAAGAAAAUGUCUGUGUUACCAAACACAGCCAAGCAGGUACAUUUGACACUGAUUUUUGGGAUUCUGCAUGAUGGAGAGACUAAUUUCGUUAGCAAGCUGUUAGUUCUCAUGACUGGAAAGGUGUGGAUGUUUUUUUUUCUCCUUGAAGACUUAGAAAGUGGAGAGGAUUGGAGUGUUGCAAGCGUCUCUCCCUCCUUUCCCCCAUAUCCUAAUUACAUUGUUGUAUACUUGAUUUAACUCUGGUUGCCUUCCCUAGUAAGGGUUCCUUGUUUAUCUCACAAUAAGGCGAGAGAACCCUGUCUUUAGAUGGUGAAACAGCCAACAUUCUAUACUGUUCCUUAUUGGGGCUUUGGGAAAGGGACCAAAUAAUUUUACUGCUCUGUACAUUCUCUCAAGUCCCAUUACAGUGUUGAAAUCGUCCUCAAUUUGUGUUUCUUAAAAAGCCAGUGUCACGGUCCUUUUUUGGCUACUUCUGAGAAACUAGUACCACAGCCAUUCUGUGUUAUUGUGCCCGAUAUUUACAGUGUGAUUCAGUAUCAAGAAUACAUGUCUGAUCAGUCUGACGAAGAUUCUCCCAAUGCCUGUCGUCUGCUCCUCCCCCAGCAUAAUAAGCGUGGGAUUCCUGCCCUCCUCCCUUUGCGCUUGCGCGCUUUGGAAUGUCUCAAGUCAGGCAUGAACUUAAAAGGGCGAGGCAUCUCCCCGCUGGACCACUUCCCCGGAUCCCUCCCCCUGAUAUCCUCUCUCAGGUUGCAGUAAGUAAGGGCUCUAGGAUGCUGCCUGAGCCAUGGUGCCUCUCUUCUGCGAUAGUCAGGGAAUGUUCACUGCUAGAACAGUCCCUGACAGCCAGUUUCUAGUCCUGUGAUGACAGGGCUUAAAAAAAUAUUUGAAUUAUUGGAGUCUAGUAGCUCUAGAUGUAUUUUCAAAUUCUGUCAUCUCCACAACCAGGAAGACAAGUGGAUGGGGACAGGAAGAGAAUUGUUUGUACCUUUGUAUAGUGAAAUCUGGGCAGGAGCUGGGACAGCAACGGGAGCUCACGCCGUUGUGGGGAUUCGAACCGCCAACCUUCUGAUCGGUAAGCCCUAGGCUCUGUGGUUUAGACCCACCUAGCAGUUCGAAAGCACGUCAAAGUGCAAGUAGAUAAGGUACCGCUCCAGCGGGAAGGUAAACGGCGUUUCCAUAUGCUGCUCUGGUUCACCAUGGCCCAUGGUUUAUAUAUCUGAAUUUCUAACACUGGGAGAAAAAACCUUUGCUUUGUUCUGUAGGAAGUACAGCAAUUAUUGCUCCACCCCCACCCCCCUUUGCCACUGGUCCCACCAACCAAUGACGUGUGGGGCCUGGAAGUUUCACCAAAGAGAAUACAUCCCUGAUAUAAGCUGUUUAUGAAAACAAGACCCCCUUUUUGGGUAUUCCCCGCUUCUACCAAUCCAGGACAAAGAAGAACCUCGGAUCCUGCCAAAACAAACUUUAUUGCACCAAAAAAAAAAGUACAAUUGUAUAUAAACAAGGAUUCCUUAUUUUUCUUAAGACCCUUGUGCAUUUGAGUGUGUUUAGCUUGUUAGGCCUAAAAGUCUGUCACUAAACAUUUUGUCUAGAUCAGUCAUCUAGGAUUGUCACUUUUGAAAUGGAAAACAUUCAGAAAACAGAUGACUAUGGGCAGCUAGAAAACCAUAUUUCUUUUUGUUUUGCUUCGUUUUCUUACAUCCACAUGCGA